This is a messenger RNA of Cololabis saira (Pacific saury), 1366 nucleotides long. RefSeq names its product transmembrane ascorbate-dependent reductase CYB561 (gene cyb561). Gene Ontology annotation, cellular component: lysosomal membrane. Lineage: Eukaryota; Metazoa; Chordata; Actinopteri; Beloniformes; Belonidae. Bases 251 to 1009 code for a protein of 252 amino acids. Gene Ontology annotation, molecular function: oxidoreductase activity. The record is from RefSeq and is a predicted model, not a curated record. The transcript is spliced from 6 exons.
CCAUCUCCCUCCAUCUUCCGGCCUGGUGACGCGGCGGUGACACCAGUCCAGCUGUCUCCUCUGUACACACACACACACACACACACACACACACACACACACACACACACACACACACACACACACACACACACACACACACACACGCCCAUCAGCUGGAGGAGGGAGGAGGAGGGAGGAGGCGGACGUGAGUCCGGCCAGAGCGACUUCCUCAACGGCAUCAGAGCAGAUAAGAGCUCCCGACGCGAUCAUGGAGGAUCCCGCCCCCCGCCACGGUGGCUCCGUGUUCGCUGGGCUGGUUGGAGCAUCGCAGGUCCUGGGUCUGGUCUCGGUGGUGCUGACCGGCGUGUGGAUGGGUCACUUUCGAGGGGGCUUCGCGUGGGACGGCUCGGCCCAGGAGUUCAACCUGCAUCCUCUGUGCAUGGUGCUGGGCCUGGUCUUCCUCCAAGGGGACGCCAUCCUGGUCUACAGAGUGUUUCGUAAUGAAGCCAGAAAGAGCGUGAAGCUGCUCCACGGCACCAUUCACCUGCUGGCUCUCAUCAUCAGCAUCGUCGGGAUCGUAGCCGUGUUUGACUUUCACAGAAAGGCCCAGAUCCCCGACGUAUAUUCUCUGCACAGCUGGUGCGGCAUCGCCACCCUGGUCCUGUUCUGUUUACAGUGGGUAAUGGGUUUGCUGUUCUUCCUGUUUCCCGUGGCGUCGGCAUGGUUGCGGGCCACAUACCUCCCCGUCCACGUGUUCUGCGGCCUGAUGCUGCUGGUCAUGGCCAUCGGGACCAGCCUGCUCGGCAUCACAGAGAAUCUCCUCUUCAGAAUUAUGCCCACCUACUCCCAGUUUGCUCCAGAAGGGGUCCUGGCCAACACCCUGGGGAUCCUGCUGGUGCUCUUCGGGGUGCUGCUGUGUCACCUGAUCACCAGGGAGGAGUACAGGAGCCCCCCAAACCCCGAGGAAGAGUCUCUGUCCGUCCACUUCAAGACCCUGACGGAGGGGGGGUCCCCAGCGUCCCCCUGACGGAGGGGGGGUCCCCAGCGUCCCCCUGACCUGCUUCAGAUCCCUGACAGCUCAUCAGAAAAGGUGCACGUCUCAACGUAUAGCUUUGGUUCAGUGAAGUAAAGGAUGAGGGGCGGGAGCUGGAACGACCAACGCCUCCUGCCAACCGGACCCACCACCAGAACUGGAGUUGAGGGGGGAUGAGGGGGGAUGGCAUCCCACCCUGAAAUAAAAACGGUCCAAAUCAUCCCCCCUGUAAAACUGUCAUCCCUCCUUUCCAUCCCUUAUGUCAUUUCAUCAAUGAAUGUGGUUUUACUGCUAUUUCAACAUUUAGAGUCAUCACCAGAAAAAUAACACCAGAAAAAUAACUUAUUUGAU